UUGGCUUAUAUCAUGUUUAUCGUCGAUAACGGCUUGGUCGAAUGUAUAUUUUGCUAAUUUAGCAUAUCAAACAAUCAUUAUUUUUCUACAAUCUGCAUAAAAAUGGAUAUAGUUAGAGCCGCAGGAGACACUCCUUUGGUUUCCAACAGAGUCAGUGAGAAGGCGGACUUGCAAAACCUAAACCAUCGAUUUGCAUCGUACAUUCAGUCUGUUCGAAAUGCUCAAGAACGUGAGCUUCAGCAACGAAAUUUGUUUGCUGAAAGCAGAAAACAAGCUGAUAUCCCUGAUUCAAUUCGACUACAGUAUGAACAAGAGAUUAGGGAACUUCAGGCAAAGUUGGAAGAAAUGUCUCGAGAAAAACAGGAGCUUGAAAUGUCCAGAGUAAAAUAUGAAACUACAACUGAUGAGUAUGAAAAUAGAAUUGUCUCAUUGAAUGAAACUGUUUUUGCGAAGCAAAAUGAGCUUCAAAGGUUACAUGGUGCAUUAGCUGCGAAAGAUGUUGAACUUCAAGAAGCAAGAGCUGAUGCAACUCAGCCCAGACUUGCGUUAGAAGGUGCAAGAAUGGAGACUGAUGAUCUCAGAAAAAGACUUGAAGAAUCAGAAAGAAGAUUACUUUUGGAAGGAAAUGCCAAGUCUGACUUACAACAAAGGUUGUCAAAUAUACAGAACAAAAUGCAACAAGAAGUACUUUUAUAUCAGCAAGAACAAACUGAAAUGAGAAAUAAAUUAGAAAAAUCUCAUCAACUCAUUCUUCAACUUGAAGAUAAAGUUAGGAAAGCAGGACAAACAGAUUCAAGUCUUGCUGAUAUGAUGAGAAAAGUGAGAGAAGCCAGUGAAGCUGAACUAAGAAGAUUUAUGGAAGAAACUGAAGCAAAAUAUAGUCUCAAUAUACAAGAAGUUAAAAUGCGGAUGGAUGCCAAUGUCUCUAAUUUGACUGCUCUUGUUGAAGAAAAUGGAAAUCUACGAGCACAAAUCGAUACACAGGCAGCAGAUGUUCGAGCAAUGGAAACAAAGUUGUCAAUGCUUGAAAAUCAAAAAAUUUCAGCUGAAAAUGCAUUGGAAAAUGAAAAAUCCUUAUUUCAAUCACAUGUUCGAGAGUUAGAAAGGAAGCUACAGGAAACCCAGGAUCUCCUGUUGGUUAAAAUUCAGGAACUUGGUAUUGCUCAGGAGGCAAAUAUUCCAUUAAAAGCGGAAAUCAAUGCUUUGAAAACUUUGAUUGAGGAAGAAGAAAGAAGGCUGAACACACGUUUUGUUUCAUCGCCUGAAAAUAUGUUUAUGGCAUCACUCACUAAUCAACAACUGUCACCCUCUCCUGCAUUUGUGGAAACAUUGGGUGGAUUGCCACAAAAAAGUCCAGAUUACACUAGCAUAUCAAGGGCAACAACCUCUCCAGGGGGCUUAUCUCCGAAUCACCUCUUGGGAACGAGCAGUAGUUAUCACAGAGAAACAAAUGCUUCAACUUCUUUUCCUUUGAGCAAACGUCCUUCAUCAGGUCCAAGCAAAACAAGCUCUUCUAAGCAGGAAGAUAUAUUAAAUAUACCUAGAUCUGCUCCUACAUAUAUACCAACGACUUCUGAUAGAUUAUUAAGAGGAAAUUCGAACGAAUUCGAGAGCAAAGUUCUUACACCAUUGUCUGAAAGUGCAAGUAGUGAUUUGUUUGAUUUGAGGCAAGGAGAUGACAACAAUAACAUCAAACGUGGUCCACUCGUUGGAAUGGACGAGUUACCACCCAGACCAGAUAACCCAACUCCAACACCAUUACCCUCACGUCCAUUAAGUGCAUCUAACUCAAGAUAUAUUUCAUCUGCAGGCCAAGGAAAAGACUACUUCGAUGCCAUGUUCAGUGACAUCAGAAAAGAUACUUUGUAUUCAAGAGUAACGGAAGAAGACACAGGUCCUUCCACUGCUCAUAUUUCUUCUGUUCAUCAGGACAUGAUCAACUCAACUGGAAGCCAACCUAUAGCUGGUUCCAGCAAUAAAAUUUGGUAUUCUGGAGCUACAACCAGUGCCACAGGAAAUGUGAAAGUUCUACAAGUUGCAGAUGAUGGAUCGUGUGUAGUUGUUAGCAACACAUCUGCCACACAAGAAGAAAAUAUCGGUGGUUUUAUGUUGCAACAAUCUGUUGGAGGGCAUCCUGUAGCCUUGUGUUUAGAUUUCCUCCUAGAAACCAGACUGAAGCCAUCAACUACUACUACAGUUUGGAGUGCAAGAGCAUUGAAUGGGGUUCACAAUCCACCAUUCCAUUAUGUUUGGUCACAGCUUGAUAAAUGGGGAACAGGACCAGAAUGUACAACAAUUCUAUGUAAACCAAAUGGUCAGGCAAUUGCAUGGGUGACAUCUGCUACACGCACAAUGAAGGCUCACAGAGGAUACAAAUAUGCUCCGAAUGUCAGUCAGCAAACUGAGGAAACACAAAAAUUGUUAGAAGAUAUCCGAGUCAAGAAUCAACAAAAUGAUUUUGAUGAAGAUUCAGAAGACGAAUGGAAACCUGAUCCAGUUACUUUACCAUCAAUGUACACAUCGAAACCAACUUUAUAUAGAGAUACUGGAUAUAACCCUAGGCCAAAUCCAACCAUAAGAAAACCAAGGUCAUCACCAGGAUCACGAACAUCUGCAUCUAUGGGUCUGUUGCCUUCACGUACUGGCAGUGCACCAUUGUAUCUACAUCAACCAAGAACAUCUGCAACACAAGUGAGUGGCAACAGUUCGUAUAUUCCUCCCUGGUCACUUUACUGCCAGGAAGAAGAUGAUAACACUAAUUAUACUGAAAUUAAAUCUGCCCCUUUGAAUCGUACUACUAAUAACAUAACACAAGAUUGUGAUAGGCUUCAGUCUGCACCUGCUGGAAUAAGAGGGACUUACGAUGAAGUGCCUAGAAAAUCCCCAGGGCAGAGUGCCCGCAUUCAUCUUCCAGGCACAUUUUGGCCCCCUGCGGAACAACACCAAAAAGGCAUGGAGUGGUUGAGGUCACAACAUAACAUUGAUUUUCUACCACCCAUGCCUAAAGCAUUCCCUUGUGUUACGCCAACAUACAGAACACUGAAUAAGUCGUACUAAGAGCAAACUGAAUUAAUUAAUGUACUAAUUAAGUUUUUAUUGAAAUAUUGGGUGGUGCUUGCAAUGUGUGCUAAUUAACGUUUUUUUUAAGAUUUGUAAGCAAGCUAACAUACUGUUAUUAAGCGGUCACUCAAAGACAUGUUGCAAACACUUUCAUAAUUUGUAAAUUGGAUAAUAUGCUUCACACAUUCACGUUUCACACAAUAUUUGUAUCACAAUCUGUCAAUGUUAAAUCUGCCUACUAUAUUUGCACCAUCACCAUAUUGUACAAUCUAUAAUCUUAUUAUUUAAUGUGUUUCAUCAAGUUGAUGUUAUAAUUUGUAAGAUAUUUUCGUUCUCUGAACAUUACCACACCACAAAAUCAGGAAGAACAAAGUACUGAAACUAUUGAACAGGUUACUCUGUUUAGCGUUAUUAAAAGCUAUAGACAGUAGUAACUCAUGCAUUAUUCGUUGUAUUACUUACUCCCUUUCAAUUUUGCUCAAAAAUUAAUUUAUAGAAAAUUCUACACAUGCAUGUAGUGAUUACCCUAACUCCCCAUUAAAAAUAAUUAUAAUUUAAUCGAUUUUAUCAAGUUACCUAAAUUUAAUUAAUUUCAAUUGUUUCAAUUUAAUUACCGAUAUUUAAGCUGUAAAAUAGGCGGUUUUUAAUUUUUAUGUCCUGACCCAAUUAUACCAAAGAAUAUUGUUGAUAAAUAUGGAUACUGUUUUAUAUUAAUUUUUGUUCUCAGUGUUUUAAUUUCUGCAAGCAUGAGCUGCAUGUUGAUAAGUAGUAGUUCAAUAAUUGUUGUAAUUAAUGUUGUCUUGUCAUUGCCAUUUAGUCAAUUAGGUUAAUCGGCUAUCACUAACUAUGUGUAGUUCCAUCAAAUUAGGAAAUCUUGGUAAUUAUUGAAAAGGGAGGUACCUUAGUUGAAAUUUUAAUUAUCGUGAAGUGGGUAUUUUAUCAUUAAACGGCGUUUUGUAUCCCUAAUACUAAUUUGGAGAAACGUUGAAGAGGGGUUAGGAUUCCAAAUUUUAAGAUUGGGUUCUCUUUUGUAUUGAACUCACUAACAACAGGUCCUAUCAUUUUAGGAAAUGUAUGAAUGUCACUACAUAUGCUAUAUUAACAUGAUACGAAUUACAUAAACCUAUUCCCCCCUGAAUUCCAUUGCUGGUUAGGACCCUGAUUGGGACUAAGAACAGGUUUCCUUUCAGAUCAAUAGUCAAAAUCACUUAUUUUGUGAUUCCAAGUUAUUUUUUUUCAUCUGGGCCAUCUCAUUCCAUAAUUACCAAGAUUUCAUAACCACGUCAGCAAUCAGUAAUCAGUUGUAGUAUAGUGAUUCAUGUACAUUCAACUAUAAACCUAAAAACUAACAUUCAUAUCAGGAGUCCAAGAGACAACUUUCUACAGCAAACAGAGACCUUAUCGAUCUAACAACACAAAGAAGUCUCAGAUCAAAGUAUGGUUUCGAUUUCAUGGCUUAUCCUCCUAAAGUUACAAAUUAUGAUGGAAC
Molecule: messenger RNA, 4549 nt
Organism: Styela clava
Lineage: Eukaryota; Metazoa; Chordata; Ascidiacea; Stolidobranchia; Styelidae
Cellular component (GO): cytoplasm; nuclear envelope
Source: RefSeq, a predicted model, not a curated record